This is a messenger RNA of Trichosurus vulpecula (common brushtail), 707 nucleotides long. It is a transcript of the gene SMIM4, whose product is annotated as small integral membrane protein 4. The record is from RefSeq and is a predicted model, not a curated record. Lineage: Eukaryota; Metazoa; Chordata; Mammalia; Diprotodontia; Phalangeridae. The transcript is spliced from 3 exons. Bases 147 to 362 code for a protein of 71 amino acids.
CGGGCCUUUUCCCGCCCACUUUCCCAGCAGCCCCCCCCCACGCGGCCUCGGCCUUUCCUGCCGAGCUUGGGCCGUCGUCGCGGACUGUCCGCCCGGCCUGCUCAGUUUCAGUUGGUUCCCCACGAAGUCUGGCUGAUGCCUUGGAGAUGUUCACAAGGAGACAAGUGAAGAGACUUCUGCAGAGGGUACCUGGACAACAGCGCUUUGGCGUCUAUAGGUUUCUUCCUUUCUUCUUUGUUCUGGGAGGAGCAAUGGAGUGGUUUAUGAUCAAAGUCCGAGUUGGCCAGGAGACCUUCUACGAUGUGUAUCGAAGAAAACAAUCAGAGAGACAGUACCAGAGAAGGGUGGAAGAAGAAUCUUGAGAAGCAUGAAUGAUAGAGCCUUAGUUUUCAACGAAAUAAGUAACCUGAACUAAGUCAAAUGUGGAUGUGAAAUGUUACCACUUGUGGGGCUUCCAUCGUGUUAGAUGCCGAUUCGUUGGUGCCCCCUUGUGGCCAGAUCAUGGAUCCUUCUCCUGUUCAAAACACCUAUGUGAAGGGUUUUCUAAGUAUUUUCAUACUUCGGUGUUUCCGAAGCAGCAUAAGGAUUCUUCAGGAGGGUUGUCAGAGCAAACUGAAUUAAAUGAAUGUGUUUUAGGUUAUUAUAUAACAAUAAUAUUUAAACUACUUCUUGCUGAAAUCUUAAAUAAAUUAAAUCAUGAACAAGUA